This is a messenger RNA of Ruditapes philippinarum (Manila clam), 916 nucleotides long. RefSeq lists its product as uncharacterized. Lineage: Eukaryota; Metazoa; Mollusca; Bivalvia; Venerida; Veneridae. The record is from RefSeq and is a predicted model, not a curated record. The coding region runs from base 18 to 908 and encodes 296 amino acids. Gene Ontology annotation, molecular function: protein binding. The transcript has 2 exons.
GCCACAACGACAUAAACAUGACUAUCAAAAACGUACAUUUAGUUUUGUUUGGUUAUAUUAUUUUGUUUAACACACAUCUAGCUGCUGCUGAUGCUGCCACAAAUGGUGAUACAUUGACAAGAGUUCUCUCUGAACUUGAAGAAUUAAAGGCGAACGUCAGCACAUGCGAAGAAAGACUGAUGGUAGUGGAGGAUCACAAAAAUGACAACACGUUGAAAGCGUCCACAAAUGAACAGAGAUUGGCUCAUAUGGAGGAAAUGCUUCUCGCUGCAGAGAGAAAAAUUAGAAUAACCGAAAAUAUUUAUGAGAGAAAGUUAGCUCAGACAGAGGGUAAACUUCGUGGAGCAGAAACCAAACUAAACGUCGUUGAAGAGCUACAUGACCGCUUAGCACACAUAGAGCAGUUGAUCGUGAGCUUUAGUUCCAAAGAUGGUGACAUUGAAUCGGUCAAGGAAGCAGCCAACAGUUUGAGAAUACAACUGCCACAGAAUCCGAUGAGGGAAAAUAUAUCUAAUGCAAAGAUAUUUGGUAUCCACGAAGAAAAACAUGGGGAUGAAACCGACAAUAAAACCAACACUCAAAGAGAUGACUUUAACAAUAUCGCUGAAACACGACGAUCAUCUAGUCGAAAAAUAGAUAGAGGGUCCAACUUUCCCUACUCGAAGCGACUUUUGGGUGUAGUCGUAAAUCACAGGCCUGCUUUUUCAGCCUUUUUAUCCGAUCACGUAUCUGGACUGGGAAAAGAGCAAACAAUUCCAUUUGAUGACGUUUUGCUAAAUGAAGGUAAUGCGUAUGACCCAGUUCUGCAUGCAUUCAUAUGUCCGGUCAAUGGGAUAUACAUGUUCCAAUCAGCCGUUAUGUGUAAUCAUAAUCAAUAUAUGCAGACUGAAAGGAUGGCACAACAUUGACAAGAAUG